CUCAGAAAAGUACUUGACAGAUGUGAAGCUCACACGCUGAGAGUCCAAGUGUCAUUUUAAGGGAGAUCUCGUGUGGUGUUUCAGCCUUUACACUCAAAUCAAUUUUACGGCCGAGUACACAGCCACGACAGGCUGCGCGCUCGCCUGUCCUGAGAACUUGGAGCCAGCGCGGCUUUCUCCGGUACUGCGAACAAGCUGGAUUCCCGCAGCUCUUCGCCAUGUCUGGCGAGCUUUAGAUACUCCAUGGAGCAAGCAAACCUCUACGAGGUCGCCCCACGGCCACUAAUGACCAGCCUUGUACAGAGUCAGCAAACCGCCUAUAGUACCUACAAAGACACCGCUGGAGACCUGAGCGAGAUCUGCGAGAACGAGAACUCCAUCGACAUCAGCGCCUACAUCGACCCUUCAGCCUUUAACGACGAGUUCCUGGCUGACUUAUUCCACAACAGCUCCAAGCAAGAAAAGUUCAAGCUGGCGAGCGGAGACUACGAGUACCCCCACGGCGCCAAUGGCACACCGGGACCCCCGCAGAUGUACGGCUGUCUGAACGGCUACAUGGAUUCCUCCAAACUAGAGCCUAUCUACGAGAGCCAGGCGCGAAUGAGACCCGUGGCCAUCAAACAGGAGCCCCGAGAGGAAGAUGAGCUCGGCCACUCGAUGCCCCCCACAUACCACCACCCUCAACAUCACGCGCCACAUCUGUCGUACCUGCAGCACCAGAUCGCGCACUGCGCGCAAACCACCAUGCAUCUCCAGCCGGGUCAUCCCACACCUCCCCCGACGCCCGUACCCAGUCCCCAUCACCAACACAGCCACCUGCCUGGGGGCUCCAUGAAGAUGGGCGAUCGAGGGAAAUCCAAGAAACACAUCGACAAGAACAGCAACGAGUAUCGGCUGAGGAGGGAGCGCAACAACAUAGCCGUGCGCAAGAGCCGGGACAAGGCAAAAAUGCGCAAUGUAGAGACGCAACAUAAAGUGAUCGAGUUGUCGGCGGAUAACGAGAGACUUCGCAAGAGGGUAGAGCACCUCACGCGAGAACUGGAGACGUUACGGGGCAUCUUCAGGCAGCUUCCCGACGGCUCGUUUGUCAAAGCCAUGGGCAGCUGCGCCUAACAAAGCGAGCUGGACUUUUGAAGUAACUUUUGCGUGAUAUUUACGUCUGCUGGAUAAACGCUGACACAUUCUCAAAGUGUUUCUAUAGGAGCCAGGCAGCUGCGGUAGCCUAUACAUGUGCCUUUUGUACAAAAACAAACGAUAAGCUCAUCUUUUCACAUUUGGACUUGGCUUGUUGUAAGUGUAGUCCUGUUAAGAAUGUGUGUGUGUUAGCUACGCGAAACAUUAUCAGUGCAGCUAAUAUACAAAUACCAGGGGGUUACAUGCGAACCUGAACUACAUUUUGUAGCGACAAACAAAACAAAACAAACAAACAAAAAAACAAAACAAAAAAAAAAAACUUUCCUGCCAUAGCAGGCUGUAUUCCCAUCACACCUGUUGCUGCGUAACAUUCACUGUAUGAUAUUGUUGAUUUAACCUUUGUGCAGGAGGUGGGGUGGAGAUGUUUCAUGGACGACAAAUGUCAAAGCAUAGGACUGGAAUUGGUUUUCACGGUGGUAGGAUAUUUGUCAUUAGCAUCGCAGACUGUAUGCACGAUGUCGUCCCUCUCAACCUGAUGAAGCGCAUUCCAUUGAGAACCUUUUGCCAUGGUUUGGGUACUGAUCUGUAAAACGCCUGUCAGUAUACGCUUUUAGAGUAAACGCUUUGUAUUUAUGCAGUAUGAUUGAUAAAAAUGUGAAAGGGUGCAUAUCUCUAUGCAAUGUUUGUUGCUGUCAUGUGAACAAUUCCGGUGGACGAUCACCGUGUGCUUUCUCACUGGUUUUGCAGUGAAGUCCUGUCUUGCUCUGUAAGCGUGUUCAUUUCAUGAGAAGGUUUUUUUUUUCUACAACAACCCUCGAGCAGAGACCGCUUUCAGUGCCUUUUGAGUUUUUCCUGUCUUCAUCGUCAUCACUCACUGAACAUUUGGACAGAAAUAUAAAGCAAGGAAAAGGAAGCACUUUUUUUUUUUUUUUUUUUUUUU
This is a messenger RNA of Carassius auratus (goldfish), 2074 nucleotides long. It is a transcript of the gene cebpa, whose product is annotated as CCAAT enhancer binding protein alpha. Gene Ontology annotation, molecular function: DNA-binding transcription factor activity, RNA polymerase II-specific; RNA polymerase II cis-regulatory region sequence-specific DNA binding. Lineage: Eukaryota; Metazoa; Chordata; Actinopteri; Cypriniformes; Cyprinidae. Gene Ontology annotation, biological process: DNA-templated transcription; regulation of transcription by RNA polymerase II; myeloid cell differentiation. The record is from RefSeq and is a predicted model, not a curated record. The transcript has a single exon. Bases 244 to 1113 code for a protein of 289 amino acids.